CACCCAUGGUGCAUGCAGCAACUUGCAUGAAGCAAACGAGAUGUGAGGAAGACUGGAAGCAGCUGUGGUGGAAUGGAAUGGGCAGGUUUUUGCUGGACGGACGAAAUCCACAACCUUACAAGGAUGCUGUUGAACGAUUCGAAAAACUUGACAUUGGAGAGAUCAACUUGGACUGUUGGAAGGCGGUGUUAUAUACUGUAAAAGCUCAAAGCGCUUUUGAUCACGAGCGGACACUCAUCACUCGUACAGCUGAUAAUCUUGCAAAACGCUUGAUCGUUGAGCCCAGCUUCGAAGAUUUCAGCCAUCCAAUUGAUUAGAAGUACUACCUACAUGAAAUGUCUUGACAUAGUACUAGUAUGGUAUCGCGC
This is a messenger RNA of Suillus fuscotomentosus, 368 nucleotides long. RefSeq lists its product as uncharacterized. Lineage: Eukaryota; Fungi; Basidiomycota; Agaricomycetes; Boletales; Suillaceae. The record is from RefSeq and is a predicted model, not a curated record. The coding region runs from base 78 to 317 and encodes 79 amino acids. The transcript has a single exon.